This is a messenger RNA of Propithecus coquereli (Coquerel's sifaka), 1974 nucleotides long. Its product is annotated as ankyrin repeat domain-containing protein 26-like. The transcript is spliced from 8 exons. Gene Ontology annotation, molecular function: protein binding. Bases 1 to 1974 code for a protein of 657 amino acids. The record is from RefSeq and is a predicted model, not a curated record. Lineage: Eukaryota; Metazoa; Chordata; Mammalia; Primates; Indriidae.
AUGAAGAACAUCUUCUGUUUCGGGGGAGACAAGGGCCGGCCGCCCUCCGGCCCCUGCGGCAGCCAUGGCAAGACCGGGGUGGGCCCGGAAGGAGAGGCUGGUGACAGCGCCUUCCUACAGCCAUGGUACCACAGCCGGAAAAGAGAUCUGGACAAAAUUCACCAAGCUGCCUGCGCUGGUGACGUGGCGAAAGUAGAGCAGAUCCUGUCGCUGAAGAGAAAGGUCUUGGAUGGCAGAGACAGAAAGAAGAGGACUGCUCUCCAUUUGGCCUGUGCCAAUGGCCAUCCAGAAGUAGUUACUAUCUUGGUGGACAGAAAAUGCAAGCUCAAUGUCCCCGACAGUGAAAAAAGGACAGCUCUGAUAAAGGCCGUACAAUGCCAGGAAGAGGAGUGUGCCACCAUUCUGUUAGAACAUGGUGCCGAUCCGAAUCACAGUGACAUCUAUGGCAACACAGCUCUUCACUAUGCUGUCUAUCACGAGAACACAUCGAUCACAGGAAAACUCCUUUCACGAGGCGCAAAUAUAGAAGCCGUAAACAAGACUAUUGAUGUUAGAUCAGCCCUCACACUUGCUGCACAUCGUAAAUCACCAAAUAUAGUCACUCUUCUUCUUGAGCAAGAUACUCAUGUUUUUUCUGAAGAUAUCUUUGGAUGGGCUGCAAAAGAUUAUCCCACUGCUAGUGGUUUAAAUAUUGAUGAUGAUGCAUUACUUCAAGAAAGAAAAAAUGGAAAAACUGACAGUCAGCAAUUUCCUAGGAUGAAGAAGGAAGUCUGUGAUAGAAGUAUCUUAAAAGAAGAAGGAGAGAAGAGAAGAAAUGCUGACAUGUUAUAUGAAAACACUCGGGAGGAGUUAAGAAGAAAAGAAGAGGAAUACAGGAAAGAAGUUGAAGUGAAACAACAACUUGAACAGUCAUUGAAGUCACUGAAUACAGAAAUGAGCAUAUUAAGAAAUUAUUUGUCUGAGAUUUCACAGAGUUAUAAAAAAGAACAAGCUCUGAUACAUAAAAAUGGUAUGUUGCAUGAAGAAAUAGCCAUGCUAAAGAUGGAAAUUGCCACAAUAAAAUAUCAGAAUGAGGAAAAAGAAAAGAAAUAUAUGAAUGACAUUAAAAUUGUGGAAGCAGUGAAUGAGAACCUUCAAAUGACCAUAGAACAGAAUGUGGAAAAAUUAACAGACACAGUAUCUCAGUACAGUGACCAGCUUAAUACUCUGGCAUCUGAGAAUGCCUUGCUAAUUGCUAAACUGGAAAAUGAAAAAUGGGACAAGGAAAGCCUGCGAGCAGAACUUGAAUCAUGCUUUUCUAGACUGACUGCUGCAAUACCUGAUCUUGAUCAAAGUGAGAUGUUAAGAAGAGACGUCAAAAUGUCUUUGCAGAGAGCAAAACACAAGUGCUUUUGCUUACCGAAUGAAAUAACUGUGUGUGUGUCUGAUCUCAUAGAAAACCGGGAGAUUGUUGGUCAAAAAUGUUCUAAGGCUGAAAGUAAAAUCAAUAGCCUGGAAAGUGAGUUCCAUCACACAAGAAAUGUUCUGGGAGAGAAGACUCUGGCUUUAGAAUGUGUCCAAAGUGACCUAUACCGAACAGAAUGUCAAAUGAAAAAGAUGAAAGAAAUGUAUGAAAAUGAACAAUAUCAAGUGAUGAAAUACACUGGACAACAGGAAUAUCUAGAGGAGAGAAUAUCUGAACUAGAAAGAGAAAAUAUGUUGCUUCAACAGCAACUGGCUUGUGCUCACAGCAUAGCAGAGGAUAAAGAGGAGACACUAAUGAAUAUGCGAGAGCAAUUCCAAGAUACUGUGGAAAAACUUCUAGCUGAGAAUGGAAAGCAAAAUCUUCUGCUAGAAGACAGAAUUAAGCAAUUAAUCAGUGAAUGCAAUCAGUUAAAAGAAAGACUAUAUCAAAAUGAAAAAGGGAAACCAGAAGAAGUAAGUAUCAAGAAAGAUAAAUAUUUUUCAAUGUUCCUGAAAGAAAAUUUAAAGUAA